Messenger RNA from Arctia plantaginis, 405 nucleotides. Lineage: Eukaryota; Metazoa; Arthropoda; Insecta; Lepidoptera; Erebidae. The record is from the annotation of a GenBank genome assembly.
AUGGCCCGCCCUAUCCCAGAAACACCGGACCUUGACCUAAGAAAGAAAUCAAAGAGAGACGUUGAAGUGUACAGCAAUGAGAGUAAUAAGUCAAUAUUCGAUAUUUCAGACCGAUUUAGCAACAAUACAGGCAAGAAUUUUGUUAUUGGAACGUUUUCUGGAUGGAUGGCGGGAAUGUCUGUUGUCAAAAUUGGAAGAAUCGCCGCAUUCGGUCUCGGAGGUAGUGUAAUCCUUCUGCAUUUUGCAAGUGAGUUAGGGUAUAUUAACGUGAACUGGGAGAGGAUAAAAGAGUCAGCGGGGCAGAGCCAGGCGUGGCUGGACUGGCUCUUCAGGUUUGUUAAACAGAACAGUUGUUAUUCAGUAGGAUUCGUCGGCGGUUUCUGUUUUGGGAUCGCUUCGACUUAG